Molecule: messenger RNA, 882 nt
Organism: Mercenaria mercenaria
Lineage: Eukaryota; Metazoa; Mollusca; Bivalvia; Venerida; Veneridae
Product: methyltransferase-like protein 27
Exons: 5
Coding region: 77-730 (217 amino acids)
Source: RefSeq, a predicted model, not a curated record
UUUUCCACAGAUGAUCAAAAAUUGAAACUUACUUGAGAUAAAUUUAUAUGACAAGAGAACUACACACCGGGCAGUCAUGACUGGAAAGAAUGUGAAAACUUGGAUAAAUGAAAUCAGUGCCGAUGGGGUUACGGUGCAACAAUCACAAAAUGCGUAUAUAAAAUGGGCAGACAAAUAUGACGAGGAUCUCGAAAAACACGCCUUUACCGGACCUGGGAAGGUUGCACAAAUUGUUCGGGACCAGAUUUUAAACCAGCCAGUAGGUGAUGUUCGUAUCCUUGAUGUUGCUGCAGGAACUGGACUUGUUGCGAGGGAGCUGAAAAAGUUUGGUUUCCGUCAUAUAGAUGCCUUGGAACCAUCAGAAGCUAUGUUAAAAGAAGCGAAGAAAGCACAUCUAUACAUAAACUACUUUGUAGAAUUUAUCUCAGAAUCUCAGACUACAAUAGCUGAAAGUUCGUAUGAUGUUGUCACUGGAAGUGGGUUAUUUGCUAAUGAGGCGCACGUACCUUGCGAAGCCCUUUAUGAAAUGAUCAGAGUUGUGAAACCAGGUGGUCUGAUAGUUCUGUGUGGUAGAAAUCAUCUCCUGAACGACAGUGAAACUUACAAGCGUCUCGAACCCUUGAUGGACAAACUAGAAUCUGACAAGAAAUGGAAAAAAGUUUUACGUGAAAUUUGGCCUGGAUAUCUUAAAGGAAUUGAUGGAGUAGCUUGGUGUUAUCAAGUACUAUAGAGAACAUUACGCAUUCAGUAGAAUGACUAUGUCAUUCAUUGAAUCUCUUAUAACUCCAUAUUGGAGUGGCAUUGUACUUUUAUGUUGUUAACCUUGUUUUAUAUUACAGUUAUAAAAUAUAUUACAAUGAUGAGAUGUAAAUAAAAUAAUAU